Messenger RNA from Ambispora leptoticha, 1608 nucleotides. NCBI's taxonomy places the organism in Eukaryota, Fungi, Glomeromycota, Glomeromycetes, Archaeosporales, Ambisporaceae. The record is from the annotation of a GenBank genome assembly.
AUGUCGUUUCUACCAAAUUUUGCUUCCGGCUAUUACUCAACUGUAACAGCAAUAAUUAUUAUCAUACUUUUUGCUAUUCCAUAUCAAUUUUCCUUACUUAAGAAAUUCUAUAAUUCACGAGCAAAAUCAUUGAAAACAAACACAAAAAAUGAAAAUAACGAAAAUUUAAUACCAAUACAUUGGCAAAUUACCGUCUGGAAUCAUAAAUUUUGGAAUUAUAUGUUACACAUCAUUGGCGUUGGUGACAUGUCAACCAAAGAAAUUAUUUUACUUGCGAUUUAUUUAGGGCUCAAUGCCGCUUUUCUAUUCAUACCAUUUGAAGAUCAACUGACACAUGACAUUGUGCUACGAAAUAAUCGAUUUGGCUGGAUUGGUUUAACAAAUGCUGCGUUUGUAUUUCCGUUGGCGACUCGUAACUCAAUUUUUGUACAUUUGUUGGGAAUUCCGUUCGAGCGCAUAAUCACUUUUCAUCGUUGGGUUGGAAGAAUGGUGAUUUUUAUGAUAAUGUUCCAUGGUGGAAGCCAUAUUACGCAUCGUUGGCAAACGGUCACUCAUGAUAUCGGUGAUCUGAUUUUUACUUAUAGAGUUAAUUUAACGGGAUUUCUUUCUUUUACCGGGCUUUUCGUUAUUGGUGUGACUUCGCACUCAUUAGUUCGACGACGUGCCUUUGAAGUGUUUUAUUAUGGACAUUUCUUUUUUAUUAUGUUUCUCGCAAUUGCAUUUUUGCAUGAUAGGAACCAUGUGUAUUGGUUGUCUCUCGGAUUCAUACUUUAUAUAAUAGACAGGAUUAUUCGUUUCAUUAUUGGCUACAAAGAAACAAACAUUAUUAGUAUAAAAGCGCUCGAAGGAGGCGUCACUCGUGUAACGUUCACGCGACAAAUGAAUUAUAAACCAGGACAAUACGUAUUUGUACACUUUCCACAAUUGAGUAAAUUACAAUGGCAUCCUGUCUCGUUGUCUUCUGCUCCUAGAUUAACAGAAAGUGGCGAACAACAUCACGCCAUGAUACACUUGAAAGCUUCAGGUGAUUUUACCGAGAGCCUGUUUGAUCUGGUUAGGUCUUCCAACGAGGGAAAUUUGCCAAUGCCAAUUACGAUGAGAGUGGAAGGCCCAUACGGACGGCCAAGUUUGAAUUUCGAAGAUUUUAAGACCGUUGUAUUAAUAGGUGGUGGAAUUGGUGUUACACCCAUUAUGAGUCUUCUGCAAGAUCUUGUGGAUCGACAAGUUACGGGCAUUCCUAUAACAACGCAAUCAAUUUUCUUUAUAUGGACAGUGCCUAACCUUGUUUCAUACACAUGGUUUGAAUCCGAAAUACAAGAAGUUCAAGACAAAUUUUCCUCAUUACCUACAGAAAUAUAUCGACUCAAUAUCAAAAUAUUCGUUACGCGAUCAAAAGAGAUUCUUCCAGCUGACACAACCCUACUAAUUCAAGGCAGACCUUCUUUUAAUACUCUACUCCAUGAAAUAAAACAAUACCAUGGGUCAGGUGAUAUUGCGAUUGCUGUUUGUGGACCUGUUGCUAUGAUUAAAGAAGUCCAACAGAUAGGAAUCAAGCAAAGUGAUCGGUUUGGUCUUUUCAAAAUACAUAAAGAAACUUUUGCGCUUUAG